Molecule: messenger RNA, 1245 nt
Organism: Cicer arietinum (chickpea)
Lineage: Eukaryota; Viridiplantae; Streptophyta; Magnoliopsida; Fabales; Fabaceae
Product: RING-H2 finger protein ATL22-like
Molecular function (GO): polysaccharide binding
Source: RefSeq, a predicted model, not a curated record
CUUGGUAACAAGUUUCCUACUAAGGACUGCAUGAGUCGUCAAGACUUGAAGUUUAGACACUUGGCAUAACUUGUAAGUAAGUAUUUUAUUUUUGCCGUUCCUUUUACAUAAUGGGUUAUUUUGGCCACCAAACCAACAAAGUCUACAUGACCUCAAGCUUAUUGAAUGAAGCUUACAAGUAACCAAAAAGACUUUUCAUUUCUUUAUGCAAAUUGCUUCUAGCCAAGGUUGCUGAAAUUUCUUUUACUUGUUCAUUCUUGGAAAAAGAUCACCCUGUAACAUCUUCUCCAUUCUCAAGUAAUGAAUUCACUCUUCUUUCUCACCCUCUUCUUGGUUUUCAUAUUCCAAACCUCUGUUAACUGCAAUGAUGAAAUUCACUAUCCAUUUCACAUAAAAGGUCAACAACAAAAAGGGUGUGAUACAACCCUGUCUGGUUUUGAGCUUCUUUUCAAAGACAACAUCACAACCAUCCACUUUCCAUCUUAUGGUGAUUUGAUAGUUAACUCCAUUUCCUAUGACACAAAAAAGAUUGAUCUUCUUGAUCCAAAGAACUGCACUCACAGAGUCUUUCUCAACCUCAACCUCACCCUCACACCUUUCCAAUACUACUACGUUCUUAAAAACUUCACAUACCUCAAUUGCUCCACAAGAGUUUUACAAACAAGUUUCAUUGAGGUUCCAUGUUUAAGUGGUUCAAGUUAUCAUGUUUACACAGUUGACCCUGAAGUGCCUAUGCCCAGUUCAUGUGAAGAAGUCAAAACCGUUGCUAUUCCUUUCAAAUAUAACCCUUAUAUUUCAGACAACAGUCUUGGUCUUAGAUUAACGUGGAACUUGCAUGAAUCUCAAGAAACCAAAGAAGAAAACCAGACAAGAGAUUCCCACACAGCACGCAAUACUGUUGUUGGCAUGAGCAUAUGUGUUUUUGUGAUGGCAACAGUUGUAAGGAUAAAGGUUCAUAUGUCCAGGAGAAAUUUCCAAAAGAAAGAAGGACAGUUAUUGCAUAGCGUGGCAGAUUUGUAGAACACAUUAAUUUGUGAGCCUAGAUUUGGUGUUUUUAAGUUUUCUGUGUAGUAUGUGGUUGGGAAUGGAAAUGUUGUGUAGGAUUCUCUAAUAGUAUAAGAUCAAAUUCUAGGAAUCGUAGAGGAGACCGUUGAAUUGAAUGCUUGUCAUGUGAGCUAUUUCUUUUUUUACCAUUUAUUAUGUCAUGACAAAUACUAUCAAAUGUCUUUUAAAUAAUUUUGAGUA